This is a messenger RNA of Cylas formicarius (sweet potato weevil), 2769 nucleotides long. RefSeq names its product leukocyte receptor cluster member 8 homolog. The transcript has 7 exons. Gene Ontology annotation, cellular component: nucleus. The record is from RefSeq and is a predicted model, not a curated record. Bases 230 to 2380 code for a protein of 716 amino acids. NCBI's taxonomy places the organism in Eukaryota, Metazoa, Arthropoda, Insecta, Coleoptera, Brentidae.
UAUUUUUUCUCUCUGUUCCGUGCUUCAAUGUGAAUGAUUAGAAUGCUAGUUGAAAGUGCACAAUUUCUUCAUAUUAUUUAAUAAGUAAUAACAUCGACGGGAGUGAUUAAUAUAAGUUUAUUAUUAUUAAUAUAUAACUUAUUGCGGAGUGUUUUCUGUGUUUUUGUUAUAGAUCGGGAUUAGUGUUUCCUAAAUUUCCAAGGAUUUAAUUUCCUUUCUAGUUUUCAGGAUGACGGAUGAAACAGAUGUGUCCCAAAUUCCACCACCACCAGGAACGGAACCUUCGGCUCCUCCACCACCACCUCCUCUUCCCGAAAGUAAACCUCCUCCUCCUCCACCUGAACAAAACUCUCAUCAGCUGGAGCAGAACAAUUGGUUGCCAUAUUAUAUGGCGAAUGGUUUUAAUUUUAGCCAUCCUUACAGCAGUUAUGCUCAGCAGCAGUAUUGGUAUUCAGCAUAUCCGUACAUGAGUGGAAAAGAUUUAUCAAAAAUUCAACCUCCACUACCUGCUCCCCCAUUACCUCAAAAUAAUAAUACACCCAGAGCUCCUAUGCAGUUUUCUAGUAAACCAAUAAGGUUUCAGUUGAAUGGCAAAAGAUUGCCAAAUCCUAGUGCUAUGGUGACUGGCUCCCCCAAUAGUGGGGCAGCGAAGAAAAAACGCAAGAGGAAUCGUAACAAUCAAAUGCAAAAUCACAUCUUUAAUAAUGCACCACCAUUACCUCCAAGUGAUUUCAAUAUGCCCAAGCCAGAACCUCCACCUGAAACUAUGCCCCCUUUACCACCACACCCUUCUAACAAUGAACCCCUUCUUCCAAGUUUGCCAUUGGGAAAAAACCAACAAGUAGUUAACAAACCAGUUCAGCAACAUUUAAAUGGAGGCAAUCCUACGGAGGAUUGGCCCCAGAGUUUGAAAGAUUAUGUGCAUAACUGUUACUCAAAGUGUAAAACCACAAUAGAUAAAAAUCAGGUGGAGAUUAUUCUGAAGGGUAAAAUCACUGCUGCUUAUCAGUCAGGUCAACUGCACAAGGAUUGGUCAAAAGAGCCUCUGCCCAACAUUUAUUCUGACAGCAAACAGGAAAAAACUGUGCAACAGGGGGGGAAGUUUACGGGACAGGUGAAAACUGUGGUUGGCCAAUUGGCCCAGUUCCAAAAUUCACACAAAAAGGGCUUAUCCCCGGCGAUGGGGGCGAGGUUGGGAGCCAGGGCUUCUUUGAGGGGACGAAACGCUUCUAAUUCUAGGUCUAGGUCAAGGAGUCCAAGGAAACAGUCUGGCAGUAGGAGUCCACCGAAAAGGCAUCGCGCAACUAGUUCCAGCUCAUCUGAAGAAAACGGAUUUGUGCCGUUAAAAUCGAAAAAGAGCAAGUUGGCGAAUCGUCUGGGUCCUCAGAAAAAGAACAACAAAUCAAAGAAGAACAAAGCCAAAGAGAAAAAGGCGCCCUUCUACCAAAGUUUCGGCCAAGACGUUGAAGAGAACAAGGAACUGCUGGAGCAACGGGCCGCCAGAUUCAACAAUGGCCCAAGAACUAGUAACGUAAGUCCAACCGACCGCUCAAUGAUUGAACAUCUUUUGUCCACGUCGCAAGACGAUUCGAAUCCGGGCGACUUCGACUGGUCGGGUGUUCACAUAGUUGGCACGUGCCAAGAUAUAGAAAAGUCGUUUUUGCGCCUCACGAAAGCGCCAGAGGCGUGUGACAUCCGUCCUGUCGAGGUUUUGCGCAAAUCCCUCGUUAACGUUAAAGACAAGUGGCUCGCGAAACAAGACUAUUUCUAUGCAUGCGAUCAGCUGAAGAGCAUUCGUCAGGAUCUUACUGUCCAAGGUGUGAGAAACGAGUUCACGAUUCAGGUGUACGAAACUCACGCGCGGAUCGCCCUAGAAAAGGGCGACCACGAGGAGUUUAAUCAGUGUCAGACUCAGUUGAAAGCAUUGUAUUCCGAUGUAGGCGGCGAUAAUAGGAACGAAUUCGUCGCCUACAGGAUACUGUAUUACAUCUUCACAAAGAACACCUUGGACAUAAUGACGAUAAUGAAGUACCUCUCGCCGGAGGAAAAAGGCGAUCCAUGCAUAGCGUUCGCGUUAAAAAUGCGAUCCGCGUGGGGUUCGGGCAAUUUCCAUCGGUUUUUUAGGAUGUACGCCGGCGCCCCACUCAUGACUGGCUUCUUAAUUGACUGGUUCAUUGAGCGGGAACGCAAGGCUUAUUUAAAGUGUAUUAUCAAGAGUUAUCGGCAGACCGUAACGCUGACAUUCUUGACGCAAGAGCUAGCUUUCAAUACGGAAGAAGAGUGUCUCGGGUUUCUCGAUUCCUUCUCGUUGACUUUCACCGAUCCCUCGAGGACUGUUGUCGAUUGCAAAGGCAGCAUGCCCGCCUUGUCUAAUUUCUAAACAGGGGGUCUUCGUUUUGUAUAAAUCCCCCCCCCCCCCUGAAACAAGGAUUUUCUUACGAAUACUUCCAUAUAAGUCUCGUUCACGGCUGAGGAGUUUCGUUGGCAGAUAUCUUUGACCCGAGUUGUUGGUCGGUACAUUGUUUCUGGUCUGUGUCUGUAGUGGAGACGCCGCUCCCACACAUCGUUUGUGUAUGUUAUAUCGUUCCGGAUCUGCGCACUUGUUUUCGUUGGACCCUCUGCGCAGCCACGUGAAGCGGGUGGGCGUUACUUCAAGUCGGUCACGUUUUAGCGACCGACGGACUUGUUACAACUGAAUUGAUUUAUAUACAAUUAUAUUUGUACAGCGAUUUAAAUAUUUAUUAACGGUAAAUAAAGUUUUUUUUUUCU